GUGGAUAUUUACCCACCUACGAGCAUGAAUUAUCCACCCGAAAAUUAACGCGCUUCUUAUCUCUCAACCUGAAAUCUUCACUUCACCUCACUCCCGUCGCUCAAAUCACUCAUACCUCAAAAUGGGCAUCUUCCGCUUGGCCAGAAAAACAGUCUUCACGGGCUUGUUGGGCACAUCCACAGCCGCCGCGUACCUCGCUUCUCAAAACCCCGUCAUCUCCCCGCUCCCCGCCAACGACCCCAUCUGGUCUUCUCGACUCUUCAGAAGGGCUAAUCCAAACGGUAACCCUACUACUCAAGAUGUCGUCAUCAAGCGCAUUCCCUUCAGCAAGAUUCGUCCCGAGUUGCUUCAGAAUAACAGUGACUUGACUCUUGAGUUCUGUCGUGGAGUUUGGAGCGGUUGGGGCUUCGCUAUUCAGCGUCGAUAUGCUGAUUUCAAGCACCGAGGUCCCGAGACUGAACAGCAGCUCUGGGAUAGCGAGCAACUCGCCACAAGCACCUACGACAAAGGCGCCAUUAUCACGGAUCAUUUCGAAGUCGUCGAGAAGACUCCUACUUCCAUCACCGUGCGCUGCGGCGACUCACCGCGCAACCAACCUCUUCGCCCGUCUGAUGGUCUUUUCCAGAUCAGCGCUACUAUCGACAAGGCGCAUGAGGAGGUUGAGCUGAGGCUCAAGAGCGUUUUGUUCUCUAGUGAGGGUAAGGUUGCGGGGAACAAGGGACCUAUGCCUCCAUGGGUGACGGAGCUGCAUCAGUGGUAUGCGCGAAUCUGGGCUGAGACUGGUUCUUGGAGACUUCUUAAGUGAUGGAUGUUAUGAGUUAUGAUAUACCAUGUAGAUCGUGGACAGUUUGCUGAGCAGCUGUUGACGGAAUGAAUGAAUUUCUCUAUCAAAUACAAGACGUUUUUUUAUGUGGAAUUAUUUUUUUUCUCUUGGGGCUUUAGUCAAAAGGCGAUCUGGCUCGAUGCUGUGGAAGCUUAUAAUGGUAUAAGCAUUGGAUAUCAUGUCCAGAAAGAACCAUCAGUCACGACAUUCGUUCAGACUUUUCGUCAUACGAUGAGCCCCGCUCAGUUCACUGUGCGAGUCUGUGUACCCUAAAAGGCCACGAGAUCCAAGAGAGAGCAUUAAUGCUAG
Fusarium redolens is the source of this 1132-nucleotide messenger RNA. RefSeq lists its product as uncharacterized. The coding region runs from base 122 to 805 and encodes 227 amino acids. The transcript is spliced from 2 exons. The record is from RefSeq and is a predicted model, not a curated record. Lineage: Eukaryota; Fungi; Ascomycota; Sordariomycetes; Hypocreales; Nectriaceae.